AUGGAAGUGGUAGCUAAAACCCAGAAGGAGGACAACAAGAAGUGGUCAGAGCUUCCAGAGGAGUUAGUUGCUUUGAUCGGUGAGAGUAUCAGUUUGUAUGCCGAUUAUGUUCGAUUUCUGUGUGUGUGUGUCUCAUGGCGGAACUCUGUACUUGCAAAAAAAACUCACCUCAACCACCUGCACCCAUCAUCUCAGCAGCAGCGGCAGCGGCAGUAUUUCCCUUUCUUGUUGCUACCUUGUUGUGAUCAGGAGGAGGGUAAGAGUAGUAGUUGUAGUCUUGGAUUAUUGAGCAUAGCCGAGAAUAAUAAGAUUUAUUAUCCCCAGGGUCUUCUCCAAAGUAAGGAGUUUAUGAGCAUGCACUGUCUUGAAUCUUCUCAUGGUUGGCUGGUUAUAGUAGAUGAGAAGGGCACUCCUCCUACUACCGAAACCUUCAAAAUGUAUCUAAUCAACCCUUUCACCAGGGCCCAACUCCCACUUCCACCCAUCUCCACACUUCUUCUUGAUGAUGUGGAUGAGGAGGAGGAGGAGGAGGAGGAGGAGGAGGACCAACAAUAUCCUUCCAGAGUUAAUUAUUCCAAUAAUAUACUCAACUCCUUAAAUCGCUCAAGUGUGAAAAAGGUUGUGUUAUCGUCAAGUCCUUCUUCUUCUUCUGCUUCUCAAUUUCAAUCCCAAUCCUCCAACGUUAUGGCUAUAGCCAUAAUUGAUAUUUCUCCCGGUAGAAUAAUAGCCUUUUCUAGACCUGGAGACAAGGCUUGGACUCCUUUCGCCUCAGAUUCUUUCAUGCAUAUACUAUUCUACAGGGACCAUCUCUAUGCCUUAAGAAGUCGGUGGAACAACAAUGAGAAGGUGAAUGUCCAUGAUAUCUUAAUCUUUCACAUGGACACGAGUGGUACCGGUGGUGGCCAUGGUUGUUGUCCUACUACUCUUCUUCAUCCAAAGCUUGUAGAUACCCUAAAAUCACCCAAGCGAAAGGGAUAUCAUUCUAAAUUGGGACGACGAUCACAGCUUUAUCUGGUGGAGUCGUGUGGUGACUUGUUAAUGGUUGAGAGGGAAGAAGAAUUAUUUUUCCGAUGCCCAAAACCUGGUCUGACCAAAUUUGAUAUCGAUGAUGUUAAAACAAUUGGCUUCAGGGUCUAUAAGUUGUGUCGCUUUAACAACUUGUCCGCCGACGCGUAUCGAAGUGCUUUUGAGGACCGGAAGUCCUUCGAGCAAAUAGAUCUUAGCCAAGAUGUUGAUGCAGGUGAUGGUUGCCUCACUGGUCUCGAGGUACAGUCCUCAGAUUACGAUGACAUUGGUACUGAAGAUCCAGAGGCAGUGACUGAGGAGCACUGCGAUGGAUGUCCUUGUGAUGACUGUGCCUUCGGGGCAUACUGA
Telopea speciosissima is the source of this 1374-nucleotide messenger RNA. RefSeq lists its product as uncharacterized. Bases 1 to 1374 code for a protein of 457 amino acids. The transcript has 3 exons. The record is from RefSeq and is a predicted model, not a curated record. NCBI's taxonomy places the organism in Eukaryota, Viridiplantae, Streptophyta, Magnoliopsida, Proteales, Proteaceae.